AGGGUGGCUCGGUCCCUUCCCCUGAGGUUUUUCCUCGCGCAAGGUGGCCUCCCUCCUCCCCAGCUGCGUCUUUCCCGGCUGCGGGCUCCCAGCCAGCUCCGCUCUGCCGUGAGCCCAGGGCCCGCCCUGCUCAGAGCCAGCACCUGAGCCGCGGGCGGCCGGAGCGCUGGGCCAGGUGGCUCUGCCGCGGGCAGCCGGAGCCUGGGGCUGGGAGAGCCCAUUGCUCAGCGCGGGGACGGGCAGCAGCAGCCGCAGGCGCGGGGGGAGGAGGAGGAGGAGGAGGAGGCGGCAGAGCAGCCGCCGCCGCCGCCGCCUGGGUACGCAGAGAGCCGGGCAAACAUGGUCGCUGCUCACGCUUCCCAUUCGUCCUCCUCCAGCGAGUGGAUCGCUUGCCUGGACAAAAGACCAUUGGAACGUUCCAGUGAAGAUGUAGAUAUUAUAUUCACCCGAUUGAAAGAAGUGAAAGCUUUUGAGAAAUUUCAUCCAAACCUCCUUCAGCAGAUAUGUCUCUGUGGAUACUAUGAAAAUCUGGAAAAGGGAAUCACAUUAUUUCGUCAGGGUGAUAUUGGAACAAAUUGGUAUGCAGUUUUGGCAGGAUCACUGGAUGUUAAAGUUUCGGAUACGAGCAACUACCAGGAUGCUGUAACAAUAUGUACCCUGGGAAUAGGAACAGCUUUUGGAGAGUCAAUUCUGGAUAACACCCCUCGCCAUGCUACUAUUGUUACCAGGGAAUACAGUGAGCUCCUUAGAAUUGAGCAGAAGGAUUUCAAAGCACUUUGGGAGAAAUAUCGACAGUAUAUGUCAGGACUUCUGGCUCCUCCUUAUGGUGUUAUGGAAACUGGCUCUAACAAUGACAGGAUGCCUGACAAGGAGAAUAUAUCUAGCAAUACUCUUUGUCCAGUAUCUAAAAACUGUAAUAAGACACCUCUCAUUGAACCUCACAUUCCACUUUGUCCUGCUAAAACUAUUACACAGGUGCCAUCAGAAAAGAUCCUCAGAGCUGGAAAGAUUUUACGCAAUGCAAUUCUUUCCCGAGCACCUCAUAUGAUAAGAGAUCGUAAAUAUCAUCUGAAGACUUACAGGCAAUGUUGUGUAGGAACAGAACUGGUCGACUGGAUGAUGCAACAAAGUCCUUGUGUUCAUUCACGAACACAGGCUGUUGGCAUGUGGCAAGUAUUGCUGGAGGAAGGUGUUCUGAACCAUGUGGAUCAGGAACACCAUUUCCAAGACAAAUACUUGUUUUAUCGAUUUUUGGAUGAUGAACAUGAAGAUGCCCCAAUGCCAACUGAGGAAGAGAAGAAGGAAUGUGAUGAGGAGCUGCAGGAUACUCUGCUUCUGCUAUCUCAGAUUGGUCCCGAUGCCCAUAUGAGGAUGAUUCUCAGAAAACCGCCUGGCCAGAGAACUGUAGAUGAUCUCGAAAUUAUAUAUGAAGAACUUCUUCACAUUAAGGCCUUAUCUCAUCUUUCUACCACAGUAAAGCGAGAAUUAGCAGGUGUUCUAAUCUUUGAGUCACAUCCCAAAGGAGGAACUGUCUUAUUCAAUCAAGGAGAAGAAGGUACUUCUUGGUACAUUAUCCUAAAGGGGUCGGUGAAUGUAGUCAUUUAUGGCAAGGGUGUGGUAUGUACCCUACACGAAGGAGAUGAUUUUGGCAAGUUAGCGCUAGUGAAUGAUGCUCCAAGAGCAGCGUCUAUUGUUUUACGAGAAGAUAACUGCCACUUCUUGAGAGUAGACAAGGAGGACUUCAAUAGAAUACUUAGGGAUGUAGAAGCAAAUACAGUAAGACUCAAAGAACAUGACCAAGAUGUCUUGGUAUUGGAAAAGAUCCCAGCAGGAAACAGAGCUUCUAAUCAAGGAAACUCACAACCUCAGCACAAGUAUACUGUGAUGUCAGGAACUCCAGAGAAAAUUUUAGAACACUUUCUAGAAACUAUGCGCCUUGAAUCAACUUUAAAUGAAGCGACAGAUAUUGCUGUCAGCAACACCAGUAUUAUUACUACAUGGAGAAAAUGAAGUUCACCAUCCCUGAACCCACUAAUUGAGAAUUAAACAAAAAUCUGCAUUAUUAUAGAUAAUUGUGACCGAUUAUCUUACUACACCUGUGGAUGUUGCUCACCACCACUCCAUUAACCCUCUUGUUGCAUCUUCUCUAACUCAGAUUGUUAGCUCUUUGGGGCAGGGGACUCUCUUUUACUAUAUGUCUGUAGAGUGCCUAACAGAGUAGGGCUUCCACUCUGGUUGAAUCAUCUAGCCGCCAUAAUAUAAACAAUAAUAAUAAUCUACAGCAAAUUUUAACAAGCAGUGUGAGGAAUCCUAAAUUUUAUCUGAAUAAACAAAAAGGAAACUAAAACUUGCAUUGUACAGCAUUAAGCUGGAACAAAUUACCAUAUUAUCAAUAUCAUGCACUUAAGAAAAAAUGAAACAAACAUUGAUCAAUAUCUCAUACCUCAUUCAGUUCUGAAGGAGUCUGAGAUAAUGAAGGAUUCACACUUUAUCCAAAGAAUUUAAUCUCUGGAAAGCGAGUCAAAUGAUUGGGAAUGUAAUAGGUGACUGGCUCUCUAAGGAGAGGUGGGGCAGUUCCAUCCGUGACACACUUAACUUGCCUCCCCAGGAGGAAAAAAUUAGCAAAGUCAUGUGACACGCAGAUCAUGUGGCUAAAUAGGGACCUUGGGGAUGCCAAUAAAACUUCUGAAAAUCCAGAAGACUUAAAGUGUGAACCCCUGAGAGUUGCCACUCAGUAAAAACAGGGAGGCCUACAGAUUGUGACUGUGCAGAACCCGGGAAGGGCUGAAAGUUGAGCCUACCUUCCCAGCCAAAAAACAGCAGCUUCCCAAACAGUACCCAAUAACACUAGUCCAUUUCUCUUUCGUACCCGUGUGUGUGUGUGUGUACAUGUGUACCAAAAUAUAUGUAUAUUAAUACACACACACACACACAAGUAAACAAACGUUAUAUAUGUAGGAAAUGGGCUCCAGCCAUGAACAUUAAGGUCCAGAUAUCCCAAAGUCAGGAUUUGUUCAUAAUUGCAGUUUGGUUUGGACCAUUUUUAAUAUGAAUUGAAUACAAAAUCUUCAGGAAAACACACAGCUUUUAGAAGUUCUAUGUUGGGGCCAGUCAUGUUUGUUUCUCUCUCAAUUUCUCAACUCUCUCUUCUCAUAAACUCUCACAAAAUCUUCCAUCCAGAAUGUGAUCAUGAUGCAGUGAUCUUGUUUCGAAUAUUACAUCAGUGUCAACAGCUUCACUGACUUCCACAACUGAAGCACUUUACCUGCUUUACCAACAAUUUAGUGACAUAGUUUUCAGCAGAUUGUUUUGAGUUUGCUCUUCAAUGCACAGAUAAAUUGUUGUGAACUCACGAGCCUGGAGGGCGGUGUUUUUUAUUUCACCUGAUUCUGAGCCUCCAAUGAAAAGUGUAAAGUAGCUGUAAUCAUCUGAUCAAAAAUGUGUCUCAUGUAAACACAACAACAGUUUAGCCAUUAAACCUUUAUACUUGCAUUGGGCAACUACAGAAAAUACAUUGUAUGUUUUGUUAACUUUAUUUACCAUAAUACCAACAAGAAUUUACACUCCAUGACAGUGAUGAACAUUGGCUUUACACAAUUAUUAGUUAUUAGUGUAGUUAAAUUUUGAUUGUAUAGAUAGAAGAACAGACUCAAAACUUGCUACUGCUUCCUAGCAAUGAUAUUUUAUGUCAACAUAACUAAGAUCUAAGUACAGAGCUGUAACCAUGUUGGUGUUGAUUCAUGUUUCACAAUUAACUGCAUAUCUGACACUUACUUAUUGCGAAAAUACAUAAUAUUGUGUUUCUAACUGCAAACUGUAAUGCAUCUACAACAUGUAGAAUUAAGAGGUUUUCACUAACUUGCACCAUGAUAACAUUAAUAAAGGAGCCAUUGUGAGCCAAAUUAAAAAUAAGCAAAUGAGCAGUAAAAAUUACUGUUGCCUGUGGUGAGUCAGUUAAUAAGUAGGUAAAAAUAUAUGAAAUAAUAAAUGUUUGAAAGGUAGAAACAGCAUGAGAAAAAUGACUCAGUGGAAUGUUAAAUUUGCUGCCUGAAACAUUAGAGAGCAUAGCCUGCAAUAUAUUAUUUACUUCCUGUGAUCCUCGGACUUACGCACUCUCAUAAAUAGGUUGACAUGUUGUUUCCCUAGUCAUGUUAAAUCCAUUCUAAACUAAAUUAGAAUGCAGAUCUCUGUUCAUUCUCAAAAGCUUAGCAGUC
This is a messenger RNA of Dermochelys coriacea (leatherback sea turtle), 4214 nucleotides long. RefSeq names its product Rap guanine nucleotide exchange factor 4 (gene RAPGEF4). The record is from RefSeq and is a predicted model, not a curated record. NCBI's taxonomy places the organism in Eukaryota, Metazoa, Chordata, Testudines, Dermochelyidae. Gene Ontology annotation, cellular component: plasma membrane. Gene Ontology annotation, biological process: positive regulation of GTPase activity; spermatogenesis; Ras protein signal transduction. Gene Ontology annotation, molecular function: cAMP binding; guanyl-nucleotide exchange factor activity. The transcript has 17 exons. Bases 340 to 2010 code for a protein of 556 amino acids.